AUGUGUGGCAUUUGUUGUUCUGUAUGCUUUUCUGUUGAGCAUUUCAGCCAAGAUUGGAAAGAGGAUUUGCUGUAUAAUCUUAAACGACGGGGACCCGAUAGUAGUAAACAGUUGUUAAAGUCUAAUAUUAACUACCAGUGUUUAUUUUCUGGUCAUGUCCUUCACUUAAGAGGUGUGUUGACUGCCCAGCCUGUGGAAGAUGAAAGAGGCAACGUGUUGCUGUGGAAUGGAGAAGUGUUUAGUGGAAUAAAGGUUGAAGCUGAGGAAAACGAUACUCAAAUAAUGUUUGAUUAUCUUACCUCUUGUAAGAAUGAAUCUGAUAUUUUGUCACUCUUCUCAGAAGUCCAAGGUCCUUGGUCUUUUAUAUAUUAUCAAGCAUCUAGUCAUUGUUUAUGGUUUGGUAGGGAUUUUUUUGGUCGCCGUAGCUUGCUUUGGCAUUUUAGUAAUUUGGGCAAGAAUUUCUGCCUCUCUUCAGUUGGUGCCCAAACAUCUGGAGUGGCCAAUCAGUGGCAAGAAGUUCCAGCAUCUGGAAUUUUCAGAAUUGAUCUCAAGUCUACUGCCAUUUCCAAAUCUGUGGUUUUAAAAGUGUAUCCUUGGAAAUAUUUUUCUAGAGAGAAUGUUACCAAAGAAUGUGUUGAUAGCCUGACUCAAAUUGCAGCAAACUUGCCAACAUUCGUGUCAGUGGUAGCAAAUGAAGCCAAACUCUAUCUUAAAGAACCUGUCGUUCCUUUAAACAUGAUGUUGCCACAAGCUCCGUUUGAGAUUCAUUGCAGUAACAUUUCCAGCAUCCCACCUACAAGAGAGACACUUCAGGUCUUUCUUACCGAUGGACACACGAAGGAAGUAGUUCAGCAGUUCAUUAAUGUCCUGAGUAUGGCAGUCAAGAGACGUGUGUUGUGUUUACCUAGAGAUGGAAACCUGACACCAAGUGAGGUUUCAAAAACUUGUGAUAGAAAAGCAAAUGUGGCCAUCCUGUUUUCUGGGGGUAUUGAUUCCAUGGUUAUUGCAACCCUUGCUGACCGUCAUAUUCCUUUAGAUGAACCAAUUGAUCUUCUCAAUGUGGCUUUCAUGACUAAAGAAAAGCCCACACUAAAUAGUUUUAACAAGAAAAGUGGAAAGAAGAAAAAUCACUGUGAAGUACCUUCUGAAGAAUCCUCUAAAAGUGUUGCUGCUGCUGCUGAUAGUCCUGAUAGACAAUUCAGUGUACCGGAUCGAAUCACAGGAAGAGCGGGACUAAAGGAACUGCAAGCUGCUAACCCUUCCCGGAUUUGGAAUUUUGUUGAAAUUAACGUUUCUCUGGAAGAACUGCAAAAACUCAGAACAACUCAAAUAUGCCACUUAGUUCAGCCCUUGGAUACGGUGUUGGAUGAUAGUAUUGGCUGUGCAGUCUGGUUCGCUUCUAGAGGAGUUGGUUGGUUAGUGACCCAGGAUGAAGUGAAAUCAUAUCAGAGCAAUGCAAAGGUAGUUCUUACUGGAAUUGGUGCAGAUGAGCAACUUGCAGGUUAUUCUCGUCAUCGCGUUCGCUUUCAGGCACAUGGGCUGGAAGGAUUGAAUAAGGAAAUCGAGAUGGAACUGGGUCGAAUUUCUUCUAGAAAUCUUGGUCGUGAUGACAGAGUUAUUGGUGAUCAUGGAAAAGAGGCAAGAUUUCCUUUCCUGGAUGAAAAUGUUGUCUCCUUUCUAAAUUCCCUACCAGUUUGGGAAAAGGCAAACUUGACUUUACCCCGUGGAAUUGGUGAGAAAUUAAUUUUGCGUCUUGCAGCAGUAGAACUUGGUUUAACAGCCUCUGCUCUUCUGCCAAAACGGGCCAUGCAGUUUGGAUCCAGAAUUGCAAAAAUGGAAAAGAAUAAUGAAAAGGCAUCUGAUAAAUGUGAACGGCUCCAAGUUAUUUCCUUAGAAAACCUUUCUAUUGAAAAGGAGAUUAAAAUGUAAUAUUUCACAAUGUAACAAUAUGUACUGAAUGGUGAUUAUAUAAAAAUAAAACACUCUGCUGCUU
This is a messenger RNA of Diceros bicornis minor, 1993 nucleotides long. It is a transcript of the gene ASNSD1, whose product is annotated as asparagine synthetase domain containing 1. Gene Ontology annotation, molecular function: asparagine synthase (glutamine-hydrolyzing) activity. The coding region runs from base 1 to 1929 and encodes 642 amino acids. The transcript has 3 exons. NCBI's taxonomy places the organism in Eukaryota, Metazoa, Chordata, Mammalia, Perissodactyla, Rhinocerotidae. The record is from RefSeq and is a predicted model, not a curated record.